CAUAGGCAGUGUUUACACGUUCACUGGCUGGCAAACAUUGCUGAAUAUUCGUUUAUGCCAAAGACUGUGUAUACGGUAUCAUCAUCAUCUUAACAUUAUCAUAUAGAUAUAGAAAUAUACAGACAUAGUUCAACUCUUAUCCAAGAUUGCGUCGUUAAAAAGAAGAAGCAAGCAGCUCGACACAAGUAUAUUUCGAUUAAAGUCAACUUACGACCUCAGAAAUGGCCAGUGUAGAGAUUUCACGAAAGGAGAAAGAAAACCAAUUUCGCAUGCAACUGUUACUGGAUCAUGGGAAUCUAGUACUUCGAGAUGUUCUCAGUAACCAGUUACAGUCAAAAUACGCGGGGUUGUUUGGACCAUCAAGUAGUGGCGACAUAUCUGGUGUCCUAAAUGACCAAACAGUGAAACGUUCCUUACUCAGACUUAAAAGAAGAAACAUUUUGAACCCUAGUCAAAUGAACAUUCUCUACCCUCCUGGGAGCCCCGCCCCUCCUGUGACACUGCAGAGCUUAGAUAUUACCCUGACCGUAGUUUUAUUAAGAAAUAUCACAAACCUGAAUUCUAAUGCAAGUUGGGUCAAUCCUCGAGCAACGGACAAAUCGACUGAGGCUAACAUCGCCAGGGUGAAGGGGUACCGCAAUAAAAACGCUCAUGCAACGGAGGGUCUCUCAGACGCAGACUUCCAGAAGCAGUUCAGUAGUCUCAAAGUUAUUCUGCUGUCCCUGUCUGCAUUAUACACUAGAGGUGACUACGACAACUUGCUGAUUCAGCCAUUGGAUUCUUCAGAAACCCCUUGUCAGCUGCUCUCUACGGCGUUACCAAGAAUAAACACAGAUCUGAAGGGACGCGAUGACAUUGUUUACACAAUACAGCAGCACAUCAGCGAUAAAGUUCCACUGAUUCUCCUGACCGGAAUGGGGGGUAUUGGUAAGACUAGUAUAGCAGUUAAGGUCGGGCAAAACAUGCUUAAUGUGCUGCACAUUGAUAUGAGGCAAGUUACAGAUCUUAACUCUGUCAAGUUAUCAAUUGCCCAACACUAUCACCAAACGCGCCCUUUGAAAGAUUUAUACUCUGAUUAUCAAAAUAUUUUUAAGCAGAUUUAUCGAGUUUAAAGUCAGAUACACUCCUCAUUCUCGAU
This is a messenger RNA of Lingula anatina, 1138 nucleotides long. RefSeq lists its product as uncharacterized. NCBI's taxonomy places the organism in Eukaryota, Metazoa, Brachiopoda, Lingulata, Lingulida, Lingulidae. The record is from RefSeq and is a predicted model, not a curated record. Gene Ontology annotation, molecular function: protein binding; ADP binding.